CAUACUCUGAAGAAGAAACCUUGACGGUUUAUUUCCUGGUAGCACAACAGUCUCCUACUGUUCUUGUCGAUAUUUUCUCUCAUCGUCUCAUUUCUAGCUGUUUAUUUGGACCAAUAUGUUUAAAGGGUUAGGGACGUGGUUGGGUUUGGAGAACCCGACGUACACGACGACGUCGGAUGACAAGGAGAGCCUGAAUGUGGAGCAAGAAGAGAAGGUGGUAGAAGAACAAAACGAGGUAAACAAACAGCAACCAGCUGACCAGAAUGGAGAAUCCGAGGGGAACCAGGAACAGCCUGGUCAGAGCAAAGGAUUUGGUGAUUACAUCUUCAGUUUUGCCUCCAACGCCACCAAGAAGAUUUCAGAGUCUGUGGUAGAGACCGCGCAGACCAUCAAGAAGACAGUGGAGGAAGGGAAGAUCGACGGCAUCAUGGACAAGACUUUUCUUGGAGAUUUCCAUAAGGAGCAAGAGAAAUUUGUACAAGAAAAAAAGGCCAAAAAAUCAGAAGCAGCAGUGCCUCCCUGGGUUGGCUACAAUGAGGAGGAGACAAUCCAGCAACAGAUCCUCGCUUUGUCCGCUGACAAGAGGAACUUCUUGCGGGACCCUCCAGCUGGUGUUCAGUUCCACUUCGACAUGGAGCAGAUGUAUCCUCUGGCUACAGUCAUGCUGGAGGAAGACCAGCUCCUCAAUCGCAUGCGCUUCGACCUGGUUCCUAAACAUGUGAAGGAGGACGUGUUUUGGAGGAACUAUUUCUACAGAGUGUCUCUGGUUAAGCAGUCGGCUCAGCUGACAGCGCUGGCAGCCCAGCAGCAGCAGAAGGACGGUGGGGACAGCGAGGACAGUGGUUCACCUGAGCAUGUUGUCCUAACAGACAAGGUCCGACCAAAAACGCCUCCUGUUUCCAUGCAGAAGCCACCGCAUGAGGAAGAGGAGGAGAUUUCAACGAGUCCCGGAGUGUCUGAGUUUGUGAGCGAUGCUUUCGAUUCGACAGCCAUCAACCAUGAAGAUCUGAGGAAAGAGAUGGAGCAGCUGGUGCUGGACAAGAAGGACAGCACCCCUUCUCCUGAUAAUGAGCCCGCGGACUGGGAAAAGGAGCUGCAGCAGGAGCUCCAGGAGUACGAGGUUGUGACUGAGCUGGACAACAAGGAUGACCAGUGGGAUCAAGAGAUCGAGAAGAUGCUCCAGGCUGAUGACAGCUAAGAAAAUGGCCGUUUUUUACCUUCACAUGUGGUGAUCGUGUGGUUUUGAAAGAACAGAGACCAGUGAUGCUCAAGUGAGGAUAAAUACCUACAAAUCCUCUGCUCCACAGAUAAAUGAUGAAGUGAUAUUAAGCCAGUCGGAGUAAGAAUGUCCCUGCUGGAGGCAGCAGCUGCGGCUAGGAGCUUUAGUGAAGUACUACUUUCUGAUUUUAGUUGUAUCUACUUGCUUCCCUGCACUCGCUGUCUUCUUGAAUAAAAGGAGAAGGCCUCUAGAGGGUGCUCCAGUACAAGUUUCAUCUCUUUUACGAUUCACAGGGCCUCUCUGUAUUCAGAUUUUAUCUUUGCUUUUGCUGGUGCUUCCUGGUUGGUUGUACAGUUAGAUCUUGAUAACACUGUAGUACAGUAAGAGUCAAAUGUAAAAUUAAAAUGUAUAUAAAUGAAGAGGGUUGUAACGCCACACGAGGUUACUUCUCCUUCAUUACAUCACUUUGUCUAUUUAAGGCACAUGUUGAUCAGCUGUUGUGUGCAUGUCUCCUUUACGUUGUACUGUACAUUUCUCUGUUUUCAUUUCUUUAUAUUCUUUAAUAAAUACUAAUAAUAUUA
Molecule: messenger RNA, 1800 nt
Organism: Melanotaenia boesemani (Boeseman's rainbowfish)
Lineage: Eukaryota; Metazoa; Chordata; Actinopteri; Atheriniformes; Melanotaeniidae
Gene: syap1
Product: synapse associated protein 1
Exons: 9
Coding region: 116-1198 (360 amino acids)
Cellular component (GO): cytoplasm; synapse
Source: RefSeq, a predicted model, not a curated record